AUGAAGACAGCAGAGCUGGUGUUUAUCCCCUUUCCUGCUAUGGGGCAUGUGGUACCAGCAGUGGAAACAGCUAAGCUUCUUGUUGAAUUUGACAACCGGGUUUCUACCACUGUUCUUCUAAUGAAGCCAGCUAUUGACUCAAGUACCAUCAAGUACUCCGAGUCACUUGCUGCUUCAACUCUGCCUGAUCGUAUGCGGUUCGUUCACUUGCCUUCUCUUGAGCUAAAAUCAAGAACAGGUAUUUGGCUAGAUUUUUUGAUCGAGGGCCAGAAACCCCAUGUCAAAGAAUUUGUUUCGAAGAUUGUAUCGCAGUCCGAGCUGAGCCAUGACUCGCCAAGACUUGCUGGAUUUGUUUUUGAUGCGUUUUGCGCAGGAAUGAAGGAUUUGGCGGAUGAAUUUGGUGUUCCCUGGUAUGUUUUCUCUUCCUCAGGUGCGGCGUUUCUUGGUUGCCUGUUAUAUUUACAGGUUCUUCAUGAUGAGCAGAACGUGGACCUAACUGAGUUCAAAAACUCAGAUGCCAAGUUGGAAAUUUCGAGUUUGGUGAACCCACUUCCUGCUAGGCUUCUGCCUUCUAUGGCGUUUAUGAAAGACGGGGUCCCUGUUUUAGCUGGCACUGCAAGAGGGUUGAGGGAAGCUAGGGGUAUUUUGGUAAAUACGCUUAUAGAGUUGGAAUCCCAUGCUGUUAGCUCCCUUUCCAACAUCGGUAUUUCACCAUUGUUUCCAAUAGGACCCAUUGUGAAAUGUGAAGGAGAUGACUAUGGUGUGGGGUCAGAUCAUCAGAUCAAUGGCUAUAAAGACAUCAUGGAAUGGCUUGAUGAUCAACCUCCAUUGUCAGUAGUGUUCUUAUGCUUCGGAAGUUUGGGAAGUUUUAGUGUGGAUCAGGUAAAAGAAAUCGCGUUUGCACUAGAACAAAGUGGGAAACGAUUUUUAUGGUCCUUACAAAAACCUUCACCAAUGGGUAGCAUCGAAUCUCCAAUUGAUUUUGGAGAGAUUUUACCUGAAGGAUUUUUAGAUCGAAUAAUUAAUGUUGGAAAGGUGAUUGGAUGGGCUCCCCAAGCUCGUAUCCUAGCCCAUCGAGCUAUUGGAGGAUUUGUUUCACAUUGCGGAUGGAAUUCUAUACUAGAAAGCAUGUAUUUUGGUGUUCCAAUUGCCGGUUGGCCAAUAUAUAAUGAGCAAAAAUUUAAUGCUUUUCAAAUAGUGAUUGAGUUGGGAUUAGCAAUGGAGAUUACAACAGAUUACAUUAAGCAUUCUAAGAGUGACAAUGAAGUGAUUGUGAAUGCUGAUGAUAUAACGAAAGGAAUAAAUGAUCUGAUGAAGCAGGAGAGUGAAGUAAGAAGAAGUGUGAAAAAGAUGAGUGAAACAAGUAAGAAAGCCUUGAUGGAUGGUGGAUCUUCGUACUCUUCAUUAGGUUGUCUAAUUGCAGAUGUUAUGGGCAGCAAAUCCAUGAAGUAA
Dovyalis caffra is the source of this 1452-nucleotide messenger RNA. NCBI's taxonomy places the organism in Eukaryota, Viridiplantae, Streptophyta, Magnoliopsida, Malpighiales, Salicaceae. The record is from the annotation of a GenBank genome assembly.